AUGUCCUCCGCCAAAUCGCCAACCGGACGAUUUGGCCUCCUCUUUGGUCUGAAACGGCGUCCCUCGUCGAAUUUCCAGCAGCAACAGACUCAGCAAUCUACCUCUGGAAAUGUGUCGCCGUCGUACCAGCAGCGGUUUUUCGGGACGGGUCAGGACUAUGAUCCAUUUGCGGCGCACACGCCCCCAACGCCGUCGACGGCACUCGCGAGCUCUCCAAUUCAUACAGAGCCACGCCAAAAGGACACAGGUCUCCUGUGGAAUUUUGAAGCCAGUGAUGCAUCGGAACCUGGCCUCAUCAGGCCAGAUGCCGCGUCUCCAGAGCACAUUGAUCCGUCAAAUGUCAUCGGUCCCGCUUCUGCAGGUUCAGAAGUCAUCCGCGCCGGCAACAAGCGUCCGUAUGGCACCUCCGCCACUAGUGUCGAAUCCCUUGCGCUUGCCGCUGCUAUUGCACAUGCAAACGGCAUGGUCCUACAGCCGGAUCCGUCUGCCCCAACCUCCGUUCUUGGUAUCAAAUCGCCCCAUGCAGACGAAUACCCGUCACCCCCACCGUCGACGCAUGAGUCUCCUUACAACUCUGGAAUACCUUCUAGUGUUCACCCAAUUCGAAUCAGAGAACGUGGCUCCGAGGAUGAUGAUACCGUGAGUGCCGAUGGCGUCCUCCUUCAUUUGGACACUCUCGUAGGCUCGGCUGGCACUUCCUCAUUACCAACCACCCCGGCUCUCAUCGAUUCUUUCCCAGCCACACCUCAUGCGCCGCAUCAUUUGCCCAUGCGGGGCCAUCCAGCCCAUUCUCAGUCACCUCCGUUGCCAGCGCAUUUCUUAGAUGUGUUGCCGAUCCGAAAUUCCAGCAGAAGAGAAUAUAAUAAUACAGUUCUAGCACCCGAGGUGUGGUCCUCGUCUUCCAUGCCUCCAGCACAGCGCGAUAGCUCCGUCCUUAAUCAAGCGUGGAAUGUGGCCGAGCGAGACGAAGAGGAUCAGGAUUAUAACUACCCCUUUCCCCUGCACACUUCUGUUCCUGGUCCACCACCAUCAGCCCCACUUCCGCCAGAGCCUUUACCCGCUCGGAUGCAGUCCUCAGCUCUGCAGAAGCGUAUGCAUGAGCUCGAGGUCGACCUCGCUUUUUUGGAGCGUAAAAUGUCGCCGACUUCGCCUUUAUCCACCGCUUCGCUUGCUAUUUCCUUCAACUCAUCGAAAUCAAGCUCCCCGCGGUUAACCAAGAAGACAUCGUCUCAGAGAGGUCUCAAUCGAGAGUCAUCCGGACCUAGUGGCUCUUCAGCAGCAUCCUCUAACCUAGCGCUCUCGCCUUCUUCCGGUACUGUACCACCCUCAACGUCCCCUCCCUCAUCCGAGAGCCCUGCAACCCCCUCCAAGCGUCAACGCUCACUCCAACUAAGCCUUCCGACGAACAAGCUGAGGCACAGCUCGUCGUUUGGCCAGCGCUCAACAUCUGAGAUGUCCCUGCCUAUUCCGACUAAGACAAAGGAGAAGGAGAAGAAGCCGGCCAAGGAGAAAACCGUGAAGGAGAAGGAUACCACAAAACCCAAGGACGAGAAGGACAGGGAGACUACACCGAAGCGGCGAUUCUUCUCGAAAUAUUCGUCUAUUGGCUCUACAAUUGACAGGGAUGCGGUUGCCGCCUUUCCUCGGGCUGGCGAGGGGGACGAUGCCCGGUCAUUAAGAAGCAUGCAGAGUACUGGGACUGGCUUUCCCGACGAGGAAUGGGGCGCUAUCGCCAUUUCUUCAUCACUCAAAACGCAAGAAAGCUGUAUUGGACUAUUACCGCUAUCUCCAACAAGUCAACAGUCCCCUGCAGAUGAAGUGAUGGCGCCUCGCUCUGUUCCCCAAACACCCGCUCGGAAUCCUGUCAAUCCGACAGAGUACACUCAACAGUACAUUCUUCCACCGGCUGAAAUAUUGCGCCUGGAACGUGUGGGCUUUGUCACUCCCGAGCACAAUCCGCGACGUGGACGAGACGGCUCCAUUAGCAGUGCUCAAUCGACAAGCGGCCCGCCACCGAAUGCAUUGGGGGAUUGGAGACGGCGUAGUACCAGCACUUCUCGGCUAGAUACUGAUGCCGUACACCCAAGCGGGCGGCAACAGCGGUCAGGAAGCCUUGCCGGACCACCUUCUGGUCAGAUCCCGAGUCCAAGUUCUCCAUCUAGGGUUCAUGACUAUCAACUAGGAUCACGCAGCUUUGCUGCUCUCCCGACUUCGUCGGAGUUAGGGCGCUCCUCGUCGACUACCUCGUCUGUGACAUCUUCACAGAAGCCGAGGAUGACACGCUCGUUUACGAGCCCAUCCUCUACCAUUGCUCCCUUUGACUCUCUUCCGCCGCCGCCGCGCUCGAGGAUGCGCAGUUUGCGAGGUGCAAACGAGCCGGGAACCAGCCCGAGCAGACCAUCAACGGCGACAUCCGACGGUCACUCUAUGGUUCUUUCCCCUCCACCUCGCACGACUCGGCGUCCUUCGACCGCAAGCAGUGUGAGGUCCGUCACGACCCAAGCACAAAAGCACUACUCUAUCCUACGCAAGCCAAGCUUUUUGGAUAUUGCAGAUGAUGAUGGUAGACCGUCGCUCGAGGAGGCAUCGGCUGCAGCUGCGCCUGGAAUAGUUGACGAUCCAGUCUCCUAUAGAUCUAGAGAUCCUUCUCCUCAAGCGACCAUUCACUCCGGGGCUGGAGCGUGGGGAUCAUCAUCGUCACUGUCCAUCCCAAGCACCUCUCGACAGCCGACACCAGUUCAGCGUACGGAGCGAAUUGAAGACGAUAGCUUCCUCGACAUGGGCAAGAUGUCACUUGAAACGAUUCGAUCGGAGCCAAGUGGCGAGGGUGACAAUUCGCAGCAAGAGUUGCUCAUGCAACGACAACGGCAGGCUCGCCUGGCAUCGCUUGCUCACGCCGCUCUCGCACCGCAAUACCAACCGAACGCAAUCAACCACGUUGGAACGGCAUACUGA
Molecule: messenger RNA, 2955 nt
Organism: Serendipita indica DSM 11827
Lineage: Eukaryota; Fungi; Basidiomycota; Agaricomycetes; Sebacinales; Serendipitaceae
Source: the annotation of a GenBank genome assembly